GUUAGAUUAUUGUGGAAUUGCUUUCCUAAUUAUGGGAUCAUUUGUACCCUGGUUGUAUUAUGGUUUCUAUUGUCACUAUCAGCCGAAAGUGAUUUACUUAUCAAUUGUUUGCGUGUUGGGUUGUUUGUCCAUAAUUGUGUCUCUAUGGGAUAAAUUUUCUGAACCUAGACUACGACCAUUACGUGCUGGAGUUUUCAUGAGCUUUGGUUUAUCUGGAAUAAUACCUGCAAUACAUUAUAGCUUAAUGGAAACCCAAAUUAAACAAAGUAGCUUAGGUUGGCUAACACUUAUGGGUUUACUAUAUAUACUGGGAGCAAUGUUGUAUGCAUUACGUGUACCGGAAAGAUGGUUUCCUGGAAAAUUUGAUAUAUGGUUCCAGUCACAUCAGCUAUUUCACAUACUAGUUAUUAUAGCUGCCUUUGUACAUUACCAUUGCAUAUCCGAAAUGGCGAUGCAUCGAGUUACGGUUGGUGAAUGUGCAGUACCGCAUGAGCCUAUUACGUUUUAAAUUCAACGUUUUUUAAAAACAGACUUUUGUAUAAUAUGUCAACAUUACAACAAUAAUAGAGAGCGUCAAAAAAAAAAUAAGUUUACAAUAAUCAAAUCAUUCACAAAUGCA
Teleopsis dalmanni is the source of this 619-nucleotide messenger RNA. Its product is annotated as adiponectin receptor protein-like. The transcript has 3 exons. Gene Ontology annotation, molecular function: signaling receptor activity. The coding region runs from base 32 to 508 and encodes 158 amino acids. The record is from RefSeq and is a predicted model, not a curated record. Gene Ontology annotation, biological process: adiponectin-activated signaling pathway. Lineage: Eukaryota; Metazoa; Arthropoda; Insecta; Diptera; Diopsidae. Gene Ontology annotation, cellular component: plasma membrane.